GAACAUUGUGCUGGCAUCACACCUGAAGCCCCUGGAGAAAAAGGACAAGAUGGGUAAGAGGAGGAACGUGCUGUGGAAUCCCUGUGCAGCCCACGCCAAGGCCCCGCCAGCCAGCGAUGUGGAAAUACCCCAGGAACUGGAUCGACUGCCGAGAACCUCUGCUGAAUUUUACAGAGAUUGGCGCAGAUGCCUAAAAAGCGGAAAAGAAAAAUACCAGUUUUUGCUUGAACUUGGAGGGAAGGCCUUGGGCAGAAUCUUUCAGGCUGACUUGGGCUUUGGCCUCCUGGGCGAAUUCCUUACGGUGCUGGCAGAGAACGUCUGUCAUGGAGAUAGAGAUGCCGUCCUUCAGAUCUUACAGAGCCUUGCCUGCACCAAGCGCUUCGGGUUAAACAUGGAUCUUCUGAGUGAGUCGGAGAGGGAGAGCAGCAGGGAUCUGUUUGGGAAGCUGCGGAGCAUGAGCAGGGGUUACCGGACCGCCGGCCAUCCCAGCAGCCCAGCCGGCUGCGAAGCAGAGAGGGAAGCCCACCUCAUGCACAGCAGCUUGCAAAAGGAAGCCGAGGAGGAAAGGAUAGUGAUGGGGCUGAUGAAAUGCUACCAGGUGUCCUGA
Leptosomus discolor (cuckoo roller) is the source of this 607-nucleotide messenger RNA. NCBI's taxonomy places the organism in Eukaryota, Metazoa, Chordata, Aves, Leptosomiformes, Leptosomidae. The record is from RefSeq and is a predicted model, not a curated record.